AAACUUAUUAAAUAGAUUGGUGCAAUGGAUGAACUGCAAUCGGAUCUGGACAUGGAGGCUAAACAGUUACUUGACUCGGUGUUUCCUGAAAAGUGUCUCCAGCUCACCAAACAGAUCGAGACCUUUUCGGAAGAGGAGAGACUUAGACUGAAACAGUUACGGGAGUCCGCUACUGUAGAUGAACAACUACUUGACCCAAUUGCAAUGCAUAGGAGCAGAAUCUGCUCUGAGAUUCAGACACUAGCAGCCCAAUGCAGCAUUUUGAAGACCUGGAUAUCCCUGAAGACGCCCAAGAUAGAAGGCGGCAACAAUUUUGGAGUCGCCAUUCAGAGGGGCAUCGCAUGUGAGGUUGCGAAAGUGAUGGACUACUGCAACAAAGUGUCAGUCCAGAUCAGUUCUCACCAGACCACCAGAGGCGACCAGGUGAAGAGAGUGAACAAACACCCCCUCGUGGAAGACCACAAGUGGGGUCUGCGAGAGGGUGACGAGAUGGAGUUCUAUGAUUUAAAAGAGAUCACAGUCAAUCUCAGGAAUUUCUACUUGCUUUUGUCAGACAUGAUAGGGAAAAACUACAGUAAGGUCACCCAGCCGAAAACUGUGAAGAGCACCUCCGUCAUGUAUUGACAGCACCACUGACUGAAUUGUUAUGAUACAUUGCUGAGGAACUUGCGCUUGUGAUAUGUUUGCUCGUGAUUCUGGCAUAAAACUUACUAUUAUUGAUUCAAACUAUUAUUGCUUAAGAGUUUUGUUGAACGUUGACAGGAUAAAGUAAAAGAUAAAAAAUAACUUCUCUGAA
Symsagittifera roscoffensis is the source of this 796-nucleotide messenger RNA. Its product is annotated as proteasome activator complex subunit 3-like. The transcript is spliced from 7 exons. Gene Ontology annotation, molecular function: endopeptidase activator activity. The record is from RefSeq and is a predicted model, not a curated record. Bases 25 to 624 code for a protein of 199 amino acids. Gene Ontology annotation, biological process: positive regulation of endopeptidase activity; regulation of G1/S transition of mitotic cell cycle; regulation of proteasomal protein catabolic process. NCBI's taxonomy places the organism in Eukaryota, Metazoa, Xenacoelomorpha, Acoela, Convolutidae. Gene Ontology annotation, cellular component: proteasome activator complex; nucleoplasm; cytoplasm.